AUGUUUUCUCGGAAUGUAAUAGGAAGAGAAGAAGAACACAACAGUUCAUCUCUCUUGAAAAAACCAAAAAUUACCAAUCAAAUGAUCAUUGAAAAACUCAAUACAUUAAUGUCUCCGGAGAAGAGAAGCAGAAUUGUUAAAAAGACACGUUCAGGUGGAGAGAAUAAGGAAUUAAUUCAUGAAUUGGAUAACCUUGUUCUAAAGGAUGACAAACCUGUAUUGGCUCAGGUAGAUAUUCUGAAAAAGGAACUCGUAGAAUUUGUAUCAGAAAACGCAAAACCAAACACCUCAGAAAUUAUUGAACAUUCCGUACAACCCAAAACAUACUUUUCACAACAAGAAAUUACCAAAAUCCGAUCCAUCUAUAAGAAUAGCGUGUUCUUUAAGAACAGCAGCGCGAAACCAGAAAACUACUUUUUAAACUAUAAUGUUUUGGUACACAAGUCAAAGGAUCAAAACGAUUUAUACUAUAUUGGACACCAGUUAUUGAAAUUUAUUUUGACGAAAUAUUUCAAUCAACAUUUAAACCUUGUUGUAGAAGAAAACCCAGAAGAUAACAAGAAAUCCCUUAAUAUCAUCAAUGAUGAAAUCACCAAAGAAUUCCAAGUUCAAGAUCACUUGAUGGAAUAUUUCUUGAAUCAACGUCAACUCUUCUACUUGUAUUCUCGUCAAAACAACCUUUAUGAACUGGACCCUUUUUUUAAACAAAUUGACUUUACAUCUGCUGAUUUUAUUGAUAGAACUGCUCACGAAAGAUUGUUUAAGUCCCUAAUUGGAAAUAUUUACAUGAAUGUGGAGUCCUUUGAUGUCAUGAUGAACCAUAUUUUAUAUCCUUUCGUUGUUAAGGAAUUCAUUCCUAGCUUUACAGAACUCAUUCAAAACAACUUGUCACAAAUUUCAACGAAAAGACCCUUCCAGAAGCAAAUGAGUAUCGUCGAGCAAUUCGAAUAUUUCCAUACACGGCAUUACAAAUCUCUUCCAACCUACACCUCUGUAGCUACCGUUGGGAAUGACAUUCAAAUGGUUCAAGUUUAUUCCAACAACAAUCAACUAUUAUCUAUUGGGUACGGCAAAGAUUACCAAACAGCAAAAGAAGACGCAGCAAGAAGAGCAAUCUUGCAUUUUUGUUAA
Messenger RNA from Naegleria fowleri, 1131 nucleotides. RefSeq lists its product as uncharacterized. The coding region runs from base 1 to 1131 and encodes 376 amino acids. NCBI's taxonomy places the organism in Eukaryota, Heterolobosea, Eutetramitea, Acrasida, Naegleriidae. The record is from RefSeq and is a predicted model, not a curated record. The transcript has a single exon.